Messenger RNA from Scutellospora calospora, 161 nucleotides. The record is from the annotation of a GenBank genome assembly. Lineage: Eukaryota; Fungi; Glomeromycota; Glomeromycetes; Diversisporales; Gigasporaceae.
UGAUGAAUUAUCAAGCCUCGCAAGCUCUGAUCGAAAGAACCAGUGGAUUCUCGAAAAAAAAUUUGGAAGAAGGGGAGAUGCAAUUAUCCGAAAAUGUUCAACUUGAAUUCGGAGGUUCAAAAGCCGGUAAACUAUAUGAAGGACCGAAUGAAACAAAGUGA